Paramecium sonneborni is the source of this 834-nucleotide messenger RNA. NCBI's taxonomy places the organism in Eukaryota, Ciliophora, Oligohymenophorea, Peniculida, Parameciidae. The record is from the annotation of a GenBank genome assembly.
AUGUCAGCUGAGAGAAUUCAAAGAAAAAUAUUAACUUAAUUCAAUGAUGAAUAAGUUCAUAAUAAUCAAGAUUAAUGUACAACAACUUAGUUUAAAUAAAGCAACAAUUAUAAUGUUUUUUCUCAAAAUAUUGCAUUCACUGAGAAAUAUUGUAAAAGCAAACCAAUUAUAACAUAAAGUAUUUUUAAAUUAUAUAAAAAGGAAGUCUCUUGAGUUUAACUCCUCAAAUCAGUUAAAGAAGAGGUUCUCAAACUUUGGCAGACUUAACUAUUAUAAACUAAGCAGAUGUAUAUAUUUUUUUGAAAUUUUAGAUAUUAGUUUAAAACCAUUAUGAAAAACAAUUCCUCUAUAUUAUUUAUUGGUAUGAUUCGAAUAUUGAUCAUAAAUAUGAAAUUCCAAUAAAAACUUCUAAUAUUUAAAUUACAAUUGGAGAUCUUAUUUAACUUGCAAUAACUUAGUUUAAUGAAUAAAAUGAAUAUUUAGAGUCUCCAAUUUCUUCAGAAGUAAAUAAUUAAUAUUUGUUUCAAUUAUACAUUCCGAAAAAGAAAAAAGGAAUUCCCAAUGAAGAUUUUCCAUGUAAUUUUUGAAUUCUAUAUUAGCCUUUGCCAAUUCAACCUUGUUAUCUCAGACCAAUCAAACAGAGUUUUCUCUUAAAGUUUCUCCAAAAUAAUCGAAAUAUUCAACUAGUCUAUCCAAUUCCAAAUAUUCAUCAACAAUAAAGAAAAAUGAAAAAUAAGGGCCAGGCUCAAAAAAUUCUAGUACGAAGAAAAAUCUAUUUAAAAAAUUAUUCUUUUUUUGUAAUUAAGCCGAAGACUAUUGAAAAUUUUCGAAGAG